Messenger RNA from Pochonia chlamydosporia 170, 3054 nucleotides. Its product is annotated as WD repeat-containing protein. The transcript is spliced from 3 exons. Gene Ontology annotation, biological process: TOR signaling; regulation of actin cytoskeleton organization. Bases 1 to 3054 code for a protein of 1017 amino acids. The record is from RefSeq and is a predicted model, not a curated record. Lineage: Eukaryota; Fungi; Ascomycota; Sordariomycetes; Hypocreales; Clavicipitaceae. Gene Ontology annotation, cellular component: TORC2 complex; TORC1 complex. Gene Ontology annotation, molecular function: protein binding.
AUGAGCGUCGCUUUAACGGCUGCAGCUCCCGUCAUCAUCGACUUGACACUCGAUUCAGCUCCGUCACCUACAUCCGUCAUAUCACCUUACAGGCCUGUUAACCCUUCUCAGACAGUCCAAAUCUCAUCACAGGAACCGCCGGCAAAGAGAAGGCGUGUGGACGAUGGAGGCCCAUCAUCAUGGGACACCAAGAGAUGUAUGCAGGAGCAUUUGCUCCCGCAGGUGCAGCGGGCCGUGGACGGCCUGUCAAGAGCAGAUUAUCUUGUAGAUGACAUUGCUAUUCAGGCCGUCAUGAACUUGCUUAAGAGCACAAGAUUUCGGGACAUGGUUGAGCGCACCAACGGAGUGCUUGCUGCGGAGGAUACAGUCGUUAUAGGAGAACAGGCUGUGCAAGUUGUUACACAGCUAACACAGCUUCCGCAAUAUCAAGUAUCAAAACGCCAACUGAUCAAGGUGGAACACCCUCAACCCACACCACCGGAACCGAGCCCAUCAAAGCUCACGCUGCCACCGGAGCAGAAACCUGCUUAUCCAAUUCUAAAAGCUUCUACUGGCCCAAGUCGUAUACCCAGACCGCGGGUUCGGCCACGACAACUGUCGCCAAAGUCAGACGAUGGCUCACCAGCUGCCCGCUGGAGCACCUUCUCACAGCUGCAACGACGUCCUUAUCUAGAUUAUACCACCCGCGGGAAGAUUGUUCAAGGGUUGAAUCAACUGGUCCAUUUGCCACGUGAUAGGCUGCAGCUUCCGGCAGUGUAUCAUGUCGACUUUACCGCAAGAGAGAUUGCUGAAAUUGUUGAUAUGGUGCAACCGCGCGUACCGAGAAACGUCAUCCGCCUGCCCCGGAACCACUAUGGACUCUGGCGCGUUCUCCGUUGCCAUCUUAACCUCGAUAUUGAGGAGAUUGUUGGAGAUGCAAUCAAGGGCCGAACAAAAGAGGAUAUUUACAACUUUUGUAUUGACCUUGGCGCAGACAAAUUUGCAAGGGCAAGUGAUGCACGGGUUCUAUCGCUUCAGAGAGCCGACCCGGACAAGAAAAGGAGAGCUCGACACGCAAAUCGCCUGCCAUCGUUGCUCUUGGCCCGAGAGAUGGAAGGAAACAUUGGCUUUGGUCGAAUGAGACGAUAUGAAAACUUUCAAAAUGAGUUUCAGACUAGCCACGAAGAUGGAUUAUCGCUUAUCGCUGAGUUUACCAACUGCGCGGGGGAUUUAUCCGCCAUGUCGUGGGUUCCAGAUGGAAAUGUACUUUGCGGCACCACGGCUCACUCUGACGCACAUAAUCAACAAUACAACAAGCCUGGGAACCUGUUGCUCUGCUCCACAACAAAAGGAACACUGCGAGCUUUUGCAGACCAUCGGAUUCCAAGACCGGUAGUCGAAAAGGGCGAGAAUUCGACAGAGGCGAUGCGUCAGAGUCAGGAUCCGUGGCUGUACGCGUCGGUUGUGUCGACAGACUACGAUGUGGCGACUGGCCGAGCUUUCACUUCCAGUUUCGACAAGACGGUCAAGGUGUGGAAUGUUGCGAAAGAGGGAACUGACAUGGAAGCCGUGGCCACUUGGCAUCACGAAGGAAAUGUCAAUUUUGUUGCUGCUGCCAAGGAUGGAUCCGGUCGAGUGGCUACCGCGGCAGAUGUCCCUACACAAGCGAUUCGCAUCUAUACCGUUGAUCCGAAUAAUGUACAGGAAAGCACUUAUCAUACUGUAUCCUGUACUCGAAACGACGCCGACGGGUCGGAUAAAUGGGCGUAUUUCCCUGCAACCCUGCAGUGGGGACGAACGCCAGGAACGCAACAUCUCCUAGCUAUAGGUUACUCGCCUCGAAGUUUCUCAAGUGACGAUACAGACAUCCCAGAAGACAAAUUACACAGCGGCGAGAUUGCCCUCUGGGACGCAGUACGGAAAUGUCGGGUCCCCGUGUUGACGGCCACAACCGCCAACGUGUUUGAAAUCCAAUGGCACCCGACCCUCCCAAGCUUCGUCGUUGCCACUUCACCCUCCGGCUUGAACAUUGAGCACGGAGUACGCACUCACGUUCACCUGUUUCACUUAGACAGAGAAAACGAAGCGUACAGCGAGUUCCAAAAACUAGAUUGCUACGCCUCCGACAUCAACGAGCUGACAAUCAUGCCAAAUUUCCUACGCCACGCUUACAUCACAGCGGGCUGCACCGACGGCCGCGUCUACGUCUGGGACACAGCGCAAGGCGAUCGACCCAUUCACAUCCUCAAGCACGGAUCUCCACUAGACGCCGUCCUCUCCGAUCGCGAGAAGGAAGACACAGGCGUCAAGUUUACAGCCUGGGGAACCACACCAGACCGAUUCUACACCGGCUCAAGCGAUGGCGUCGUCAAGGUGUGGAACAUACGUCGCAAACGCAGACCCUUUGUGAGGAAUCUCCUCGAGGCGCCCGGCCCAAUAUCAUGCGGUGUAUUCUCCCCAAACCACGCGAAACUUGCUAUCGGCGACGCAACCGGCCGCGUGUUCCUCUUCUCCAUCGACGACCGCGACCAAAUAGAAUCACACAUCACCACCAUCCCAGGCACGAACCGGCGCGUCCGCCGUCCAAAGCCAUUCAUUCCCCAUGCUGAGCCUCCGCCGCCCACCGACCCUUCCCAGCAGUCAAAUUCAGAUACAUCCAUUGCCACAUACUCCCGCGACCAAUACCUCCUCUCGCAGCAGCUCACUCUCCAUCCUAACCCGGUCAUUGGCGCGGUCCAAGGCCCGAAUUACACUUGUACAGGGCUAUUCCGCCUCGAUGCCCACAUGUACUUUGAACCUCAGGGUCCUCUGCUCCCCGAGUAUGAGAGGAAUCAACAACAAACCACAGCAGCUAGUCUGGGCCGGCGGGUACGGUCUAUUCGCAGGCUAAGAGAUGCGUCUGAGCAACAAGAUUCUGAAAGGGUCCGGCAUGAAGAGAAUCUGGCGAGGGACCUAGAUGCGAGUACUUUGGAUGAGGAGCUACUUAAGAGCCUGGAGACUUUGAAGGUGCGCUUAGACAUGGAUGGAGAGGAAGGGUGGGAGUUUACAUAUGAGGAUAUGCCUCGUGUGGAGUAG